This is a messenger RNA of Pneumocystis carinii B80, 1530 nucleotides long. RefSeq lists its product as hypothetical. Bases 41 to 1486 code for a protein of 481 amino acids. The record is from RefSeq and is a predicted model, not a curated record. The transcript has a single exon. Lineage: Eukaryota; Fungi; Ascomycota; Pneumocystomycetes; Pneumocystales; Pneumocystaceae.
GGGUUAUAUUAGGAUAACAUAGGGUUUUAUUAUAGACAAUAUGACAUUAAAACUUUCUAAACAUACGCUUUUUUUUGAGGAAUUACAAGAUAAAAUCUCAAGAACAUAUAUUUCUGUUAAAAAUCCGUCGCCUAAACAUAAGGUAGCGUUUAAUCUACAUACAACAGCAGCAUCAAAUCAUUAUACAAUAUAUCCAUCAGCAGCUAUGCUUAAUCCGAAUUGUGAAUGUGAGAUUUCAUUUGAAAAGCAUCCAUCAGGUCAAUUUCGUGAAGAUAAUGGGUUAAAUAAGACUAUCGAUAGCUUUAUUAUACAGUCUAUACAGAUAGACGAUAAGAUGAAUAAAAAAAUAACAAAAAUGGAGAAAAAUGAUAAAAUAAUAUGGGAUUUUCUUGAAUCAGAGGUUCAGAAGAGUUUUAAGAAGAAUAAAAUCAAGACGACUACAUUAUUGGUAUCAAUUAAUAAUAAAAUGAAAAUAGAUGGAUCAUCGAAGUUAACGACUGAAAAAUUGAAUGAAGUGAAGGAGGCAAAUUAUAAUAGUAUUACAAGAAAGAUAAAUCAUUUUUCUACAAUGCCUAUAAAAUUUUUUAGAAACAAUAUGUUUAUGCAAAAUCAGAAAGAAAGUGAAUAUUUUCAUCAAAAAAAAGGAUUUCAUAGUUCAGAAACAUUAGAAAUUAUGUCAUCAUCGAGAAGAUAUCAAAUGGAAGAGAAUGAUUCAAAAUCACAAGAAUUGUUUAAAGAUUCAUGUAAUAUGACAAAUAAACAUGAAAGUCCAUUUCAAAGUUUAAAAAACGAUUUUUUUCAUUCAACAGAUACAUUUAGUACACAUAUGUCUGACAAUACAACAAUUACAGUUGUGAAUCUAGGUCAUUCACACAAGACAUAUAAUAAUGAAACGAAUGGUACUAGUUUAUCUGAAUUAUGGUCUAAUAAAGAUUCAGAUAAUGAUAUUAAUUUAAAUGAUUUAAAGAGAUCUACAGAUAUCAUAGAUUCAAAAAAGAUUGAAAAGGAUUUUCAUAAAGGAAUUGAACAUCUUCAAGUAUGGAAAUUGAUACAAAAGCAAGGCAAAACCAAACAUCCUGAUACAUUUUCAUAUAAAGACGAAUUUUCUGAUGAUGAAUUUAUCAUUCCAUCACUUCCUUUAAAGCAAAAUUUCAUAGCUUCAGCAAUUCCUAUAGAUUCAGGUUCAUCUUUACUAAGUUUAUCUCAGAAAUCUACAGAAAGUUUUCUUUCUCAAGAAAUAUUUUAUACGUAUAAGAGUUCAACUUGUAAAGAAACCAAGAAAGAUGUUAGGAAAAUAUCUUUUAAUAAAGAAUCAUUAUUUUCUUAUUCUCAAAAAUCUACUUAUGAUAAUUCUGUAACUCCGGACUGGAUGUAUGGCAUUUUGAACUUGCAAAAAGAUUUUCAAGCAAUGAUUGAAGACUUUGAUCAAAAAACAAAUUUUGAUAUUAAAAAUUUUAAUCUUUCAACUAUCUCAUGUCAAGUGUAAAAAAAAAAUAGAAAAGUUUAAAGAAUCAAUAAAACGGAAACGGA